Molecule: messenger RNA, 2141 nt
Organism: Arabidopsis arenosa
Lineage: Eukaryota; Viridiplantae; Streptophyta; Magnoliopsida; Brassicales; Brassicaceae
Source: the annotation of a GenBank genome assembly
GCUCUCUUCACCUCUCUCUUGAAUAUGUAAUAAUAAUCAAACAGACAUUAACAUGCUUCUUUAACACAUUCUUCUUACAAGCUAUGCUUCUUCGUUGUAAGUGUAACUUACCCAUUUCUGGGUUUCUUCUCUUCUGUUUCUUCUUCACCAUUGUUGCUUCUUCUUCCUUAAACCACACCAAACACGUGUUUCAUUACAACCGUGACGUUUCUGCUUUGUUACGUUUCAAAUCCAAAGCUGAUUUAUGGAACAAGAUAAACACGAGCUCUCACUUUUGUCAAUGGUGGGGUGUUACGUGUUAUGGAAACAGAGUUGUUCGUUUGGUUAUUGAAGAUCUUUAUCUCGGAGGUUGUCUCGUUCCUGACUCAGUUAAUAAACUUGACCAGCUUCGAGUUCUCAGUCUCAAAAACACUUCCUUAACCGGACCUUUACCAGAUUUCUCCGCUUUGGUUAAUCUCAAAUCGUUAUUUCUCGAUCAUAACUCUUUUUCCGGUUCGUUUCCUCUCUCGGUUCUCGCGCUUCACCGGUUAAGAACUCUUGAUUUCUCCUUCAACAACCUCACCGGUCCAAUCCCACCCGGUUUAGUUCUCUCCGACCGGUUGAUUUAUCUCCGUCUCGAUUCAAACCGGUUUAAUGGUGCCGUACCUGCUCUAAACCAAUCCUCGCUUCAUACAUUCAAUGUUUCGGUUAACAACUUAACCGGUGCUGUACCGGUAACAACCGUGUUAUUACGGUUCGGCAUUUCUUCAUUUCUCAAAAACCCUAAUCUCUGCGGCGAGAUCGUUCACAAAGAAUGCAAUCCGAGACCCAAAUUCUUCACUCCGGUAACGGCGGCGCCACCACCGAAGAUGGUUCUCGGUCAAAUAGCGCAAAUCGGAGGAGCAAGAUUAUCCAGGCCAAAUCAAAACAAACAUUCACGAUUCUUUGUGAUUCUCGGUUUCAUCUCCGGCGCUUUUAUCCUAUUCAUCUCCGUCGCGUGCCUAAUCGGCGCAGUGAAGAGACGAAGAAGCAAAAACGAGAAACAAAAGGGGAAAGAAUCAACGGCGGUUGUCUCAUUUGACGCGGCGGAGACGGCGGAAGUAGCGGCGGCGAUAGAACAAGAGAGUGAGAUAGAAGAGAAAGUGAAGAAGCUACAAGCGACAAAAAGUGGGAGUUUAGUAUUCUGUGCGGGUGAGGCACACGUUUAUACGAUGGACCAACUAAUGACAGCAUCAGCUGAGUUAUUAGGUAGAGGAACAGUGGGGACCACUUAUAAGGCUUUGCUUGAUAGCCGUUUGAUCGUCACUGUGAAGAGAUUAGAUGCCAUUAGAUUAGCCGGUGUAGGGAGAGAUAAAUUUGAGCGUCACAUGGAAUCAGUUGGUGCUUUAGGGCAUCCGAAUUUGGUACCACUCAGAGCUUAUUUUCAGGCGAAGGAAGAGAGGUUAUUGAUUUAUGAUUAUUUGCCAAAUGGCAGUCUCUCGUCUCUUGUCCAUGGUACAAAAUCGUCGAGGGCAACGCCAUUGCAUUGGACAUCAUGCUUGAAGAUAGCAGAAGAUGUGGCUCAGGGUCUCUCUUACAUCCACCAAGCAUGGCAGCUUGUUCAUGGCAAUCUCAAAUCCUCCAAUGUCCUUCUUGGACCAGACUUUGAAGCUUGUAUCGCUGAUUACUGUCUCGUUGCUCUUGCAACAAACCCUCCUCUAACAUCGAAUGACGGUCAAGAAGACGCGGAUGCAGCAGCUUAUAAAGCCCCUGAAGCGCGACACAAGAGUUUAAAUUAUCAAUCUGUUAAAGCUGAUGUAUACUCCUUUGGGAUUCUUCUCUUGGAGCUUUUGACAGGGAAGCAACCUUCGAAGAUUCCGGUUUUACCGUUGGAUGAGAUGAUUGAAUGGGUGAGGAAAGUGAGAGAGGAAGGUGAGAAGAAGAACGGGAAUUGGCGAGAGGAUAGAGAUAAAUUCGGAAUGUUGACUGAAGUUGCGGUAGCUUGUAGCUUAACAUCGCCCGAACAGAGACCGACGAUGUGGCAAGUGUUGAAAAUGUUGCAGGAGAUUAAAGAAGCGGCUGUGAUGGAAGAGUGUGAACUUGUUAUGGAUUCUUCUAAUUCUGAAAGCUCUUAAUUAAGGACAGUAAUUUUAUUUUUUCUCAACUAAAUCUCUCUUCAUGGC